Osmia lignaria (orchard mason bee) is the source of this 1419-nucleotide messenger RNA. Its product is annotated as transmembrane protein 192. NCBI's taxonomy places the organism in Eukaryota, Metazoa, Arthropoda, Insecta, Hymenoptera, Megachilidae. The record is from RefSeq and is a predicted model, not a curated record. Gene Ontology annotation, cellular component: lysosomal membrane; late endosome.
GUUAAUUUUUGUCGUCUUCUGGUAGACAUUUUGAUCUUACAUCGCAUGUUAUGGUUAUGAGUAUUUAAUUCUACGGAAAUUGAAUAGUAUCUUCAGAAUCUUUGCAAUUGUUGAUACAUGCUAUGUAUCAUUUAAUGGAUUGAGGAAUCUCGUUAUGUUCUUCUGGAAACAUUAUUGUAUUUGUUAUUAAUAAACACAAAUAAGCAUGCUGAUUUAACUUUGGUUAUGAAUGAAAGUAUAACUUUCUCAUUCUGUCUCUUAGUCUUUUCAUUCUGAAAUGGUCAGUCUUGCCAGAUAUUUAAAUACGUCGGGUAGUGCAGCUGGAAUGUUUGAUGCAUCUUUAAAUAUGGAUGUCGAUGAAUUUUUUCAACCUGUAUUAUCUUCUCUGGAAGAACAUCAUUUUAAAAAACUAGAUACAGUACCAAUUGCAUCUGUUCCUGUUGUUGUUGGUAUGUCUUUAGAGAUUAUAGGAAUCAUAUUUAUGUCGGUAUGGCCUGAGGAAAAAAGCAAAUGCGACACUUACUUUAUAUAUCUGUAUCUUCAUUGCGCUUAUUGGUUGCUAGUUAUGUUGUGCGAUCAUUUGCUAAGGGCAAAGCAUCAUUACUUACGUAUUUAUGGAUAUCUUGAAUUUUAUCAAUCAACCUACCAACAAAUAAGGGUACCUCUUUUCAUAGUAUCGUUAUGGACAACUUGUUAUUUGUUACUAGCAGUGAUUCUUCAUCACACCCAUAAAAGUAAUUACGAAGAAUUCUGUCGUGCAUCAGAGUGGUUUACUCCUCUGAAUUAUAUAGCAGUUUUAACUACAUUGGAGCUUGCAUUAAUUGUACCUGUCUAUAUAAAUUAUAUCAGAAAAGUUCAGAGAUUCAAUUGGAGGCAUCCACCACCCGAUGUUACUCGGGAGGAAUGGUUGUCUUCUUUUACCCAAGAAACGUAUUCAGGUAAUAGUGAAGUUAGUUUGCAUCCAGAGAGAUCGAAUUUGGAGGAACUGCUCGAAAAACAAGCAGAUUUGAUUAGAUAUUUGAGAGAUCACAAUGUUAAAUUAAGUCAGAGAAUGAUGUUAGUGGCAGCUCGGGAGAGAUUGACCGAGUCGUGUCAGGGCCAACCUUAAGUUGGCUACGUGCAGUAAGACGAGAUAACAUUGAAUGCUAAUUAUUUUAUUAUAUUCGACUAUACUGGUUGUUUUAAUAUUUCACAUAGAUUGUAUUUACUAAUAAGAAGAGAACAUUUUUUUCACAUCUAAGCUUUAGAGUGUAGCACUAAAAAACAUCUGUCUUCAUCUUAUUCAGUCGUUUGCAGUACAUAUUCUGUUAUGAUAUUUAUAUCGUUUCUAAUUCCAUGCAGGACCGGUACCAAUAUUACACUAGUAAUAUGUAUUUAAAACUUUCCUGUUAUGAGUUUUGCAUAGGAAUUUGAUAAAAA